AUGGCUGCACAAAACUCAUCGGGGCUGCAUCCCGAGGGGGCGCCAGACGAUGAAUUGUCUCGCCAGCCCACACAAGACGACCUCUCUAUCGGCGAAGUGCCUCGCCCCGCGUUCAGCAAUGUGUACGGGCAAAUGGACCUGACCGGAGCCGGUCUGAAUACACAAGCAGCCAUUACUGCCGACGGACGAGUCAGCGUCGACAUCAACGAGCGUACCCCGUGGCUGCACUCUAUCUUCAAACUCCCAGCCCUUAAAUGCCCCAAACACGAGGAACCGCCGCCAUAUGUUCCCCUGUCGUUGGAAAGAGAACGCGAUCAGAGACUGCCGCGCCUGAAUAUCGUCAUACAUGUGGUUGGGUCCCGGGGCGAUGUCCAGCCGUUCAUUGCGUUGGGCCAGGUUCUCAAACGUGUUCAUGGUCAUAGAGUACGCCUUGCGACGCAUCCGGUUUUUGAACAGUUUGUGCGGGAAAAUGGGCUUGAGUUCUUCAGCAUUGGUGGCGAUCCGGCAAAGUUGAUGGCUUUCAUGGUCAAAAACCCCGGCCUCAUGCCCGGAAUGGACGCCCUCAAAAGCGGUGAUAUUCGCCAACGUCGUUUCGAAAUUGCAGAAAUUAUUUCCGGCUGCUGGAGGUCAUGCUUUGAAGCGGGAGAUGGUACUGGCGUGCCCGUCUCCGACGCAGAUGUCGAUCUACGCAAUUUCCAUGGCGCGUCGCCGCCGUUUGUUGCAGACGCAAUCAUUGCCAACCCGCCUAGCUUUGCUCAUAUUCAUUGCGCUGAGAAACUAGGAAUUCCCUUGCACAUGAUGUUCACCAUGCCGUGGUCACCUACGCAGGCCUUUCCGCAUCCCCUCGCUAGCAUCAGUCGGUCGAAUGCCGAUGUCGGUAUCAGCAAUUACGUGACUUACGCUCUGGUGGAGAUGUUGACUUGGCAAGGAUUGGGUGAUAUCAUCAAUCGAUUCCGCGAGAAAAGCUUGGGAUUGGAGCCGAUUAGUAUUCUGUGGGCGCCUUCAAUGAUUCCGCGCAUGCGGGUUCCGUACACAUAUUGCUGGUCCCCCGCGCUGAUUCCCAAGCCAAAUGACUGGAGCGACCACAUUGACAUAUCUGGGUUCUACUUCCUGUCUCUUGCUUCCGACUACACUCCUCCAGCAGACUUGGAAGAAUUCCUUAAUGCCGGGCCACCACCAAUAUACAUCGGAUUUGGAUCCAUUGUAGUCGAUGACCCGAACGAGAUGACACGGAUGAUUUUUGAUACCGUCCGUCUUACUGGUCAGAGGGCCCUGGUGUCGAAAGGAUGGGGCGGUCUUGGUGCUGAAGAGCUUGGUAUACCCGAAAGCGUUUACAUGAUCGGGAACUGUCCUCAUGACUGGUUGUUCCAGCGUGUUUCGUGUGUUGUUCACCAUGGAGGAGCCGGUACAACUGCCGCUGGUAUAGCCUUGGGUCGUCCCACUGCAGUCAUUCCCUUUUUUGGUGAUCAACCGUUCUGGGGCGCAAUGAUUGCUAAAGCAGGUGCAGGGCCUGAUCCCAUUCCAUACAAGCAACUGAACGCCGAAAAACUAGCUGCUGCCAUCAACAUGGCCUUGGAGCCGACGACAUUGGAAAAGGCAGCAGAGUUGGGUGCUAAGAUUAGAGGCGAGCAAGGAACUGAAGAGGGCGCCCUGUCAUUCCAGCGACAGCUGAAGACUGACGUGAUGCGUUGCUCGUUAGCCCCUGACCGAGUUGCCGUGUUUCGCCUCAAACGGACCAGAAUUAAACUGAGCGCUCUGGCUUUCAAUGUCCUUAACACAGAGGGUCUUGUUGAGUUGGAAGAUGUAAAGCUAUACCGACCGAAAGAGUAUAUGACUGAAGCUGACCCGGGUGACCCGGUCAUCGGAGGAGGUGUGGCUCUGCUCGGUAACAUUGAAGGGCUCAUUAUGGGCUUCGCAGAUCUAUCGCACGAUAUCAAACGUGGUUUCAACUUAGGGAAUCCCCGCCCUGGAACUCCCAAAAGUAGUAGCAAGCGCAACAGUCGAGCAGCCUCCCCUGCUUCAAAUACCGAAGAAGUCGUGGAAGAUGAGAAGUCCACAAAGUUGGUCGCUGAAUCUAGCUCCCAGGUCAUUCAACGGUCCACGUUGGGUGCGUCACGGAAAGGCUCAGACGCUUCUGACAAAACAUCUGAGAAAACGUCUUUGCGUGGUCGAUCGAUGACGACGAGUUCGCAAACACCCAGUACUUGUACAACUGCCACUAGUAACACGGCCGCCACGACCGCCACGACCGAAACACGUCCGGCCCAGAAAAUGGAUAUGGAUUCGGUUAUCUCUGCCGGAAAGUCGGCGGCAAAAGUCUUCAAUAUGGGCUUCAGAGCCCCUGCUGAUUUUACCAUGGCUGUAGCCAAGGGUUUCCACAAUGCGCCUUUGAUGUACAACGAUGAUACUGUGCGUGAAUCACCCAAGGUGACAGGUUUUAAAAGCGGAAUAAAGGCAGCUGGGAGGCAAUUCGGAUACGGAUUUUACGAUGGAAUUUCCGGUCUCGCGACACAGCCAAUGCAGGGUGCGAAGAAAGAGGGCGCUGCGGGGGCCAUUAAAGGUUUCAGCAAAGGAAUAGGUGGCUUAAUACUAAAGCCGGCCAGUGGUAUUUGGGGAUUGACUGGCUACACGUUGAGCGGCAUCUACAAGGAAGUCCAAAAGCGGUUUGGCGAGAGUGUAGAAAACUACAUCAUGGCUUCACGAUGCGCUCAAGGAGUGUGUGACGCAGCCUCUUCUACUGUUGAAGAGAGGGAAAGUGUUUUCCGAAACUGGAAAUAUUUCGAAACCGAGUUUGUGAAGAAGAAAACUGCACGGCACAGUCAAAGCAAGUUUAAUGACCGUACUGCUGGUCCGCGAGCCACGACAACGGUGUCGGAAUCAGCGUCAGCAGAAAUGCAGCCCAGAGAAGUAGACAAAGGCCAAGAAACAGGACGAACAGCAGCAGAUAGAGCCCGGCGCCGACAAGCACUGAGCGGCUUGUUCCGCGGUCGUGCCAAUUCUUCACCGUCGCGGUUGGCGAAACCCAGCUCAGCGGCCCUCCCGCCUGCGUAUGAAGAGGCAAUUCUGCACUCAGUGCACGAAACAUCCAAUGGAGACGCCACAGAGGACCAAAUGAUUGAACGAGCACUGCGGGCGAGCAUGGUUGAAUUGCAGGCUGCCGAGGAUGGAGGCGAGGAAGAACAACGAGCAUACGAACGCGCUUUAGAUGCCAGUAUCCGCGAAGCUAGACGAGUGCUAGCAGAAAACGAAAAGUCAAUGUUAGAUUCCCCUUCAGAAAGCAGCUCGCACAUCAAAUCUCCUUCUGCGGCAGAUGGGUUCGAUCAGGUGGAAAAGCGACCUCAACCUCCAGCAUUGCCGCCACGCGCAACGGAGGCCGACGCCACUGCGGAUCCUGAUUUGCAAGCUGCGCUAGCACAGUCUCAAGCGAGCUAUAUCGAAAACCUCCAGCGAGAUAAAUCCGAAUUAGACAUGGUGAUGGAGUACGUCAAGCGACAGAGUUUGGCAGAGUUGGAAUAUGAACGGCAGAGGCGUGAGAAGCGUGAGGACACGACUAAUGAUUUACGAUAA
Molecule: messenger RNA, 3567 nt
Organism: Talaromyces rugulosus
Lineage: Eukaryota; Fungi; Ascomycota; Eurotiomycetes; Eurotiales; Trichocomaceae
Exons: 7
Coding region: 1-3567 (1188 amino acids)
Biological process (GO): carbohydrate metabolic process
Molecular function (GO): hexosyltransferase activity; UDP-glycosyltransferase activity
Source: RefSeq, a predicted model, not a curated record